Molecule: messenger RNA, 310 nt
Organism: Trichoderma atroviride IMI 206040
Lineage: Eukaryota; Fungi; Ascomycota; Sordariomycetes; Hypocreales; Hypocreaceae
Source: RefSeq, a predicted model, not a curated record
UGAAUAUUGCACAUUGCAAGGCGUAUCAUUUGCACUUUUGGUAUAUAUAAUAUAUACUCGAUACUCUAUAUCAUCCUCGAUGCGCUUCCAUAUCCGACUAUCUAAGCAGGAAAUCGCCGAUUUUAGGGCAUCGCAAAAAAUCAUUCAAGCGUUGGAUUCUUCUCCCAACGACCACGCAAAAACACUAUUCUAUCCGCACCGCUUACGUGCGCGACACCUCUCCAUCCACUGGCCCGGAUAUAUGGUAUAAUGAUAAACAAAAACAAGAGAACCCCCUUUAUGCAUAUUAUGCGUUAAUCAUAGAGACUGU